UGUAAUAUCGGUGUAUAUAAUAUCAUCAUGACCAAUUUAAUUGAUGCACAUUGGUUUCCAUUGGCUUCGCAAAGCAAUAUUUAUUCAAUGACACAGUUAUGUUCACUUAGUGGGGUUAAUAAAGUUUUGGUGGCAUCUUUGAAAAGAAAGAUAUACUCGUGCGAAUAUCAUAUUACGCCAAAAUGGAAUUUGAGGCCAGUAGUCAAGGAAUUACUCUUCACGUACAUUCCUAAUGGGGCUGAAAUUAUUGCAAUUGAUGCUUAUAACAAAAUGGAUGUGGGCGAUGGAUUUGUUAUAGGAAUAACAAUUAUUAAAACGAGCACAAAUACAUCAGUUGAAAGAUACCUGAAUAUAUAUUCUGAAGGUGUUGUGGAUGGAGAAGGAGAUGAAAAUAGUACAAUUGAAACUAUAGCACAAAAUUGUCUUAUGGUAGAAUUAUCAUAUACUCCAUAUCAUUUAUAUCAUACAAUAUUACCACAUCAAGCUUCUGGCAAUGAGGUGAUUUGGUUAAUUUCUGGAAGUGAUUAUAAGAUUCAUAUGAUUAUGGAAGAUAAAUUAACUCAUGGGUAUAUUGAACCAUCUAUUGAAAAAUAUUUUCCAGAACUACAUAAUAUUCAAGCUAUUUGUUUAUGGAUAAGUGUUUAUUAUUUUGAUAAUUAUAAAUGGCGACUCAGUGCAAUUGGAUGUGAAUGUGGUUUAGUCAAAGUAGCUUUAGUGGAUGUCUUAGAAAUACAGAUGGUUAGAAAUUGGUCAUUGAGAUAUGAUAAACCAAUUUCAAGUAUACAUAUAUUUCCUCAUAGAAAUAAUAUUCCUCCACCAUCAUCAUUAAAUUAUGAAUGUAAAUCUAAAGAAUCUUUCUCAGAUGAGGAUCCAAUAUUGAACAUCUUGAUUGGUAAUACAAGCAAUGCUAUUGUCUUUAUGGAUAUUUUGCAUUGUGGAAUGGAAAAAGAUAUGAUAUUAAAUGGUAGUGAUUUAUCAGAUUGUAUAUUAUGUACAUGUGUUGCGGAUAUAAACAUGGAUGGUCAAAAUGAAAUACUGUUAGGCACAUAUGGACAGGAAGUUUUAAUUUUUGCAUUAUCAGGUGAUACAUGGGAAUUAUCUGUACGAAAAUUAUUUGAUGCUCCGGUACAUUCUAUAUCUUAUAUGGAUAUAACCAAUGAUGGUAUGAAAGAACUUAUUGUUCUUACGCAACGAGGAGUGCAUAUAUUGCAGCAUAACACAGUAGUUGUUAAAGAUAAAUGGAAGGAAAUGUUUAGAAAUUUGUUAAUUAAAAGUGGUAGGUGAAAGUAGUAAAAUAUCAAUUCACACAAUAUUUUUUGUUCUUGAAUUAAUUAUAAUACACCAAAGAAAGAAAGAAAAAAAACUAGUGCUAACGUAACUUUUUUUUUUUUU
This is a messenger RNA of Vespa mandarinia (Asian giant hornet), 1392 nucleotides long. Its product is annotated as KICSTOR complex protein kaptin. The record is from RefSeq and is a predicted model, not a curated record. Gene Ontology annotation, molecular function: actin filament binding. NCBI's taxonomy places the organism in Eukaryota, Metazoa, Arthropoda, Insecta, Hymenoptera, Vespidae. Gene Ontology annotation, cellular component: lamellipodium; actin cytoskeleton; KICSTOR complex. Gene Ontology annotation, biological process: cellular response to amino acid starvation; actin filament organization; negative regulation of TORC1 signaling.